AUGUCAGAAGAGAGAGAAGAAAACGGGCCAUCUAGAGCCACACUAAAUACCCAGCGACUUUCAGCGAUGAUUGAUUCACUGAACAAUGAAAAAGAUGAAAAACUCUUUCAAUCUCCUACAACUAUUAAAACAGUGAUCCCAGGCGAAAAGGUGGACGAAAGUAAUGUAUUUAAACCCCCAUCGAGACUAUUAAGAUCACCUGCUGGUGACGUCUCGCUACCACCACCUGGUGACAACAGAUCAAGCAUGAUUUCUAACUAUUCCGGAGUCAUUCAAGAAGGCGUUGAAGUUUCAUAUAUUGUCAGGCAACAAAACCAAGAAGAGCAUGCCAGCAACGGUUCCAGUAGUUUGAGUCCUUUGAAACAGUCCGUAAGUAAAGAAGAUCUACCAGCGUUGCCUAUGUUGCCCUCAGAGGUGACGUUGACCAAACAACUGAAUGAUGGUCAAAGCAAAAAAUCAAAAAAUGAAGGAGACGAAAUUAUCAUUAGACCAGUUACCAAUGCCAAACCAGUGGGGAGGUUUAAUUCUAGCACCUCUAAGAAAGCAGAGAAUCGCGGGUCACUAAAGUUACUAUCAAGUCCUCGACGUCAGGAAAAGGGUUUGCGUUCUUCCAUUGGUUCAGGUAAUUUAGCUAGUGAGAGCGGAUCCUCCACUUAUAACACCAAAUUUCACCAGUCUAUCCAGGAGCAGUUAGAGGAAGAAGAAGAGGCCAAUGGCAGUGAUAAGCUUUCGAUUGUUUCUAGUGUGAUACCAGACUUGUCAACUAAGACAAAUGAUGUUCCCAAAGAAAUGAAGCCAAUACGUUCUGAAACCAAUGACUACAAUCCGACCAUUCCCCCCAGAAGUAAAGAUCGUCCUAGGUCAAGGUUGUUUAUCCAAGAAGGUGAUGUCCAAGACGACUUUUUAGAUGCAGAGGUAUUACUGACACCGAUCCAAACCGCUGGCCAUUAUAAGAAUCUAUCACAGAUUUCUACCGUUAGCGAACAAAAGUCCGAAUCAUACUACUCCGCAGCGACCAGUAUGCCUCCAGAAGAAGAGGCUUACUUGACGAGACCAUUGCCCAGUACGCCCAAUGAGGAUUGCAGGGAUGCAUCAAAUUUGAAACGUGACGACACGUUAAAGGCUGCACAUACUAAAGCAAAUAAAAUAUCAACUACUGCAGACGAACAAGACGAUGAUAAAUACGAGGAUAUUAUUGAGGAGACACCCAAGAAAACUAAUAUCAAGAAGGAUGCUAAAAAAAAGCAGAACAAAAAAAAAUCUGUUAAGGAAUUGCGGUCAUUUGACAUCGAUACUUUAAACCAGUUAUUGAGUGUGACAAAGGGAACCUUAAUUGGAUCUGAAUUUGCGCAGCUGGGGAUGCAAAUAGAGGAGAAACGUGCCCUGGAAAGAUUAGUGGACUCAUUGUCAAGAUUAACCGCAGAUAUGGUUCUCGAUCCCGAUCGUUAUGAAGAGGGGUUGAAAAGAUUGGACAAAGCUACAAAGGCCCUUGAGGGAUUCUGA
Messenger RNA from Saccharomyces mikatae IFO 1815, 1503 nucleotides. RefSeq names its product Nba1p (gene NBA1). The transcript has a single exon. Bases 1 to 1503 code for a protein of 500 amino acids. NCBI's taxonomy places the organism in Eukaryota, Fungi, Ascomycota, Saccharomycetes, Saccharomycetales, Saccharomycetaceae. The record is from RefSeq and is a predicted model, not a curated record.